Molecule: messenger RNA, 942 nt
Organism: Sciurus carolinensis (gray squirrel)
Lineage: Eukaryota; Metazoa; Chordata; Mammalia; Rodentia; Sciuridae
Product: olfactory receptor 52E8-like
Exons: 1
Coding region: 1-942 (313 amino acids)
Biological process (GO): G protein-coupled receptor signaling pathway
Cellular component (GO): membrane
Molecular function (GO): G protein-coupled receptor activity; olfactory receptor activity
Source: RefSeq, a predicted model, not a curated record
AUGACCACAGCAAAUAGCUCAUGCAUUCACCCCUCAUCUUUUCUGCUAUUGGGAAUCCCAGGACUGGAAAAUGUGCAGCUCUGGCUUGGCUUUCCAUUCAGCAUAGUGUAUCUGAUUGCCCUCCUGGGGAAUGCCAUCAUCCUUUUGGUGAUCCAGAAUGAGCACAGCCUUCACCAGCCCAUGUUCUAUUUAUUGGCCAUACUGGCUCUGACAGAUUUGGGCCUGUCUACUGUGACCAUCCCCAAAGUGCUGGGCAUAUUCUGGUUUGGUUUCAGUGAAAUUGCUUUCAGGGACUGCUUAACUCAAAUGUUCUUCAUUCACCUGUUUACAGGCAUAGAAACAUUCAUGCUUGUAGCCAUGGCCUUCGAUCGCUACAUUGCUAUUUGCCACCCUCUCCGAUAUAACACAAUUCUCACCAACAGAAGGAUUUGUUUUAUUGUUGGGGUAGGAAUGUUGAAAAAUUUUGUUUUGGUUUUUCCACUUGUCUUUCUCCUUCUAAGGCUUUCAUUCUGUGGACACAAUGUCAUACCCCAUACCUACUGUGAGCACAUGGGCAUUGCCCGUCUGGCCUGUGUCAGCAUAAAGGCCAAUGUAAUUUUUGGAUUGAUCCUUAUCUCUAUGAUCCUUUUGGAUGUUAUUUUGAUUGCUGUCUCCUAUGUGAAGAUUCUCCUUGCUGUCUUUAAACUCCCAUCCUGGGAAGCCAGGUGCAAAGCUCUCAACACCUGUGGUUCCCACGUGUGUGUCAUCUUAGCGUUCUUUACCCCAGCCUUUUUCUCCUUUCUGACCCACCGAUUUGGUCACAAUAUUCCACGUUAUAUCCACAUCCUCCUGGCUAACUUAUAUGUGAUCAUCCCCCCUGCUUUGAACCCCCUUAUUUAUGGGGUAAGAACCAAGCAGAUCCGAGAGAGGGUGGUGAUGAUCUUUCUUUGUAAGGAAGUUUGA